AUGGGAUCUCUCUUCACUUUGUCACUCAUACUUCUUUCAUCCAUAUCAUUAACAUUAUCAAGCAGUGAAGCUCAGAAGAUCAAAUCAGCUCGCCUUCUGGACCUUCUCAUCCGAGACUACACCUUCAAGACCUAUGACACAUACGUCAGAACAGGAACACUGCACAAUGUUCACUUACCAGCAAACUUCUCUGGCAUCACAGUCGAUACAGCAAGAUUCAGAUGUGGCAGUCUCCGGAGGUACGGCGCGCAGGUAAAGGAAUUUCAUCUAGGCAUUGGUGUGUCUGUGAAUCCAUGUGCAGAGAGGGUGAUGGUAGUUGCACAAAACUUGGGGUAUAAUUGGUCAUCUAUAUAUUAUGCCAACUAUGACUUAUCUGGGUACCAGCUUGUGUCCCCAAUUUUAGGCCUAUUAGCUUAUAAUGCCGGUACUGAUGUCAACUUCAGCAACCCUUUUGAGGUUGGUAUCCAAGCUCUAGAAAAUCCCAUUACCAUAGACUUCAAAAACAUCACAAGGGUGAACAAUGAAUUGGGUGCUACAAGGCCUUUAUGUGCUAGCUUUGAAAGUGAUGGCAAAGUGACACUAGCAAAGGAGGCUUCACCUUACAUCUGUGUAGCGAAAAGGCAUGGUCAUUUCGGAUUGGUGAUUGAGAAGCCGUCGCCAGUUCAACUGAGGAAGAAGGUUAGCCAGUGGAAAGUGGUGGUUGGUAGCACAGUUGGGUGUGCCAUAGGUGCUUUUCUUUUGGGGUUGCUUCUGGUGGCAAUGCUUGUGAAGGUGAAGAAGAGAACAAGGGUCGAGGAGAUGGAGAGAAGAGCUUAUGAAGAAGAAGCUUUGCAGGUAUCAAUGGUUGGACAUGUUAGAGCUCCCACGGCUUCAGGGACACGAACUACGCCAGCGAUUGAACAAGAGUAUAUACCUCCUCGUCCACAUUGA
Fragaria vesca subsp. vesca is the source of this 930-nucleotide messenger RNA. RefSeq lists its product as uncharacterized. The record is from RefSeq and is a predicted model, not a curated record. Lineage: Eukaryota; Viridiplantae; Streptophyta; Magnoliopsida; Rosales; Rosaceae. The transcript has a single exon. Bases 1 to 930 code for a protein of 309 amino acids. Gene Ontology annotation, cellular component: membrane.